Messenger RNA from Dictyostelium purpureum, 1283 nucleotides. RefSeq lists its product as uncharacterized. The record is from RefSeq and is a predicted model, not a curated record. The transcript has 5 exons. Lineage: Eukaryota; Evosea; Eumycetozoa; Dictyosteliales; Dictyosteliaceae. Bases 1 to 1062 code for a protein of 353 amino acids.
AUGGAAGGUGUUGUAAAAACCUCUAUUUUAACAGCGAUUAGUGCAAUAACUAAAAAUAAAAACAAUAGCAAAAAUAAUAAUAAAAGCAAUAAUAACAAUACUAUAAAACCGAAUAGGAAUACCACAACAACCACGACCACGACCACGACGACACCUACAUCAAAACGAUCUAAUAUAUAUAGUGGCAGCUCAAGUAGUAGCUCAAGCAGUAGCAGCAGUGGAUUGGGAAUACCAUAUGGCACUAGUAGCAGCGAAGAAAUUGCAACAUUGGACGACUCGGACCCAGACCAUGAAAUUUCAACAUCUUCAAGCUCCGAAACUGAUUUCCUUCAAAAUUCUCCAAGGACAGUUCAAGAUCAUUUAAGAAUAUUAAGAUCUGAUGAUUUAUCAAAUCAAAUGGUUAUUAAAAAAUUAGAUUCAGUCCAUGUUCUUUCAUCAGUUGUUUCUUAUUCCGAAAGUUUAGCAUUAUUAUCCAAUUUAAAUAGUAUUUCAGUUGUUGUCAACUCAUUAAACUCACUAUUAGCAUUAGAAAUGAUCAGUAAAAAUCAAAAUACAUUAAUGAUUAAACUUGGUUUACUUUUAGGAAAUUUAUUACAAUACCCAGAAAAUCAAAAGAAAAUUAUUGAAACCCGUUUUAUCUCCACACUUGUAAAUUUAAUUAAUGAUGAUGAUGCUGAAAGAGCUGAUUUUUCAUUAUUCUCUUUAUUUAAUUUAUCACAAAAUGAGGAAUGUGGUACAGAAAUUAUAUUAUCACAAGGUAUUAAAGAAGUUAUAACAUUAUUAGAAUCAAAAAAAGCCACAAACUCAUUAAAAAAACAAGCAUUACAAAUUAUUUUAAAUAUGUACCUAGAAUCUGAAAAUUUAAGAUCAAUGAUUUCUUCAGAAAAUGAACAAUUAAUUGGUGUCUUAAAAUACAUUAUUGCAAAUAAUUCCAAAAGCGAUUUUUCCGAACUUGCUUCAAAAAUUUUAAAUAUGAAUUAUGAACACCAAAAAUAUAUUAACGAUAAUUAUAGCCAAAAUUAUAGUGAUGAAGAAGAAGAGGAUGAAGAUGAAGAUGAAUAAAAAGAUACAACUAGUUAAUAAUUAAUAAUAAUAAUAAUAAUAAUAAUAAUAAUAAUAAUAAUAAUAAUAAUAAUAAUAAUAAUAAUAGAGAUAAAAAUAAAUAGUAGUUUAUCAUCAUCUCAUAAUAUAGAAUAUAAAAAAUUAAAAAAAAAAUUAUAAAAUAAAAAUAAAAAUAAAAAUAAAAUAUACCACUAAACGUCACAUAUAUUUUAGUUUAAACC